UGGAAAGAAAAAGGAGUCACAAAACCUAGAUGUAGCUGCUGAACGUAGCCAGCUACAAUAAUUCAGUAACUUUUUAAUAUAUUUUAACCCACAGGCUUCUCGCAAUGAAACACUUCACAUACGCAGCGAUAUGGGCGGUUGCAUUGCCUCUUUACAUGGCAUCGAUUCAUGGAUUAUACAGUUUCGGCCAAUCAGAAUUAUUUUACAAAAAGAGAAACUGCAAACCGAUUCCUGAGACACUUCUGCUCUGUCACGACAUAGAAUAUACGGAGAUGAGACUUCCAAACCUUCUUGGGCACGAGACGAUGAACGAGGUUCUUCAACAAGCAUCAUCGUGGAUUCCUCUGGUCCAGAAACAGUGUCAUCCGGACACCAGGAAGUUCUUAUGCUCCCUCUUUGCUCCGGUGUGCUUGGACGAUUUGGAUGAGCCUAUUCAGCCGUGCCGGUCGCUCUGCGAGAGCGUGAAAGAAGGCUGCGCUCCGGUGAUGUCUGCUUUUGGGUUCCCAUGGCCGGAUAUGUUAGAAUGUAACCGCUUCCCACUAGAUAAUGAUCUGUGUAUACCUCCUGUCGGCACUGAUAACUUGGUACCCACCACCAAGGAAGCUCCAAAGGUGUGUGAUGCUUGCAAAGAAAAGGAAGAAAACGAGAACGAAAUUGUUGACAGCCUUUGUAGAAAUGACUUUGCACUCAAGAUCAAAGUGAAGGAAAUCGCGUAUAUGAACGGAGACACCAAAAUCGUCCCUGAAACAAAGAGCAAGACCAUCUACAAGCUGAACGGAGUGACUGAACGGGAUCUCAGGAAGACUGUUCUAUGGCUGAAGGACGGUCUGCAGUGCACGUGCGACGAGAUGAACGACAUUAACGCCGCCUAUCUAGUGAUGGGACAAAAGGUUGAUGGGAACCUGGUCAUCACCUCCCUAAAGCGCUGGCAGCGCGGGCAGCGUGAAUUCAAGAGAAUCUCCCGCAGCAUCCGUAAACUUCAGUGCUGAUCAUGCCCCAUUGACUCCACACUGUCAAGAUCCUUCAGCACCUUUAAAGCUCUGUCGGUGGGUUUCUCAACGCAGCUUCACCACGAGCCACUAACAGUUUACGCGUAAUCAAAUAAUGCAUUCUGACAAUGGAAAGAACUUAAGACUUACUUUUGGCGACGGAGGAAACGUGGCAUGCUUUUUUAAAUAACAGGUCGUUAUUUUCAGUUAAAAACUAUUAAAAACAUGAGAAUUAGCUGGCUAUUUUCUCAACAUUAUCAUCCUUAAAUGUAGCUUUUAUAUUACUUGGGAACCUGUUCAAAGCAUGUUUUAAUAUCUAAAAAAUUUUUUUUACAUUUUGGCCUACAUUGAAUCAAUCCAGCUUUUCUCGUAACACAGAUCUGAACUGAAAUGCAUGUGCUUUUUAAAAUCUACAUUUCUGUGAUGUUAAUAUUUUGCGCUUCUUUUGGUAUUUGAGCAUAAUAGGGCACUGUUUCGUAAUUUUAUUUUACCGAUAUUCUGUUUUUACAGUUUGUUCUAUAAUCUAUUUUGAAAAGCACUGACGGAUUUCAAUGAUGAAAAUGUAUUUUAACGAUGCGUGGGUAGUUAAAUUGCCUACUUCUGCAUUGUCUUUAUGAAUGAGAAACAUUCCUAAGGACAAUGCACGUCACAUACACAUUUUACCACUGAGUGCCGUUGAGGUUUGUUCCCAGCUGAUUGUGCAUUUUAAGAAUGGCUCUUUACCAAAAAUGGAAUCGUCAAUGUUGUAAAAUACCACUUAAGAGUUAAUUAGCAUUUGAAUAUAAGCAUUGUAUAAAGAUGUAUGUACAUAGUGGGGUACUGAUUAUUGUAACACAUUAAAAUGUAAAAAGCUCAGUUUAUUUUUGAAUGGACAACCUGUUUGGUUCAUUAGAUUCUUACACACGCUUUUCCACACUGCACUCAAACAGUGUUGUAACUGUUAUUUCUAUGUGCAAUUAGCCUUGAGUGGCCUUCUGUAAUACUAACCAAAAUAUUUUUUUUGACUUAUUACGCAUACAUGUAAUUUGCUUAAGCAUUAAACUACAUAAGAAGAAA
Messenger RNA from Conger conger (European conger), 2045 nucleotides. RefSeq names its product secreted frizzled-related protein 2-like. Gene Ontology annotation, molecular function: Wnt-protein binding. The record is from RefSeq and is a predicted model, not a curated record. The transcript has 3 exons. NCBI's taxonomy places the organism in Eukaryota, Metazoa, Chordata, Actinopteri, Anguilliformes, Congridae. The coding region runs from base 105 to 989 and encodes 294 amino acids. Gene Ontology annotation, biological process: negative regulation of canonical Wnt signaling pathway; non-canonical Wnt signaling pathway; canonical Wnt signaling pathway.